Messenger RNA from Cladocopium goreaui, 2374 nucleotides. The record is from the annotation of a GenBank genome assembly. Lineage: Eukaryota; Dinophyceae; Suessiales; Symbiodiniaceae.
AUGCCGGAACGAGAUGUGGAGAAGCCCUUCCUGUUGUUCAUGUUCUUCAUCUCUGCCAGCUUCACCUACGGCGCCCUCUUGGUCUUUCCGCUGUACCAAGCCCUCGCGGCCUCCAAGGGGCAAGAGGAGGUUGACAGCGCGCAAGGGGGCAUCAUUUUGAUGGUGGCAAAGUAUUUGUCGAUCCUGACGCACAAUCUCUUGAGCCGUUGCUGGAAAAGCCUUCGAGGGCUGCAAUUACAAGUUUCCUGCUACCUCAUAUUCUCAGCUGUGUGCUUGUGUGUUGCUGCUUCACCUGUCGUGCCAGAGGCAGGCACAUUGAUUGCAGUGUCCUCCUUGUACUUCACAAACUCUAAUGUCAUCGCUGGCCCUUUGUGGCCAGUGCCUUCAGAAGAGCGCAGCAAGAUCCGGAUGCUUUUCUACUAUGCUUGCUGUCCUGCGGGAUGCUUAUGGACAGCAUUAGCAUCCAUGUGCCUUGCAAGGGAGGAAUACCACAGCAAUUGGGGCCUUCGAACUGCUGUGAUUGUUCUACCCCUCCUGGUGACUCUCCUCAGCUGGUUGAUGCUGCCUGCGGAGGGGUUCUGGACUGCGGAGCGAAUGCGUCAGAAGCAGCUAGAGAAGGAGGAAGAAAUGGCAGAGGAGCAGCGACAAUUGGAAGAGAAGAAGCGGCAAAAGGAACAAAAGAAGCAGCAGAAAAGGCCGAAAAUUGAAGAGGACGAUUUUGGAGAGGAGAAAAAGACUGAACCUGCAGAAGCAGCUCAAAACAAGGUUGAAAAGACUGAAUACCAUGCUGAAGCAAAAUCAAAGGAUGCAAAGGACGAUGCAAAGGACGAUGCAAAGGACGAUGCAAAGGACGAUGCAAAGGACAGCAUUGAAACAAAGCCCAGUCUGGGUGUGGUCUAUGAAGCGCCUCCACGACCUCCAGAAGUUGAAAGUCCAAAAAGUCCACAGUCAGGUAAAGCUUCGCCAGCUCCUCCUGAUGUUGGCAAUCUGUCUCCCCUCACAGGUCUUUUUAAACAAACCGCGAGAAUGUCCGUUCUACCACCACCUCUUGAAGGACUCCCUGCACUUCCGCGCCUCAGCGCUGCAGCCCGCGCCAGCCAACGACGGACGCGACGCCAUUCACAGUCACGACGGAGCUCACGGCAGUCCCGGCAGUCCCGAUUGUCCGCAAGCAGUCGAGAAUCCAGACCAACACGGCGCCGUAGCACCAUGGAACAGGUGAAAGAAACUUUCAAGGACCGCAAGACGGUGAUCACACGGAUGAGCUUCUACACGCCUUUGAACCCCGUCUUGCAACGCGAGCUCGGAAGUAUCUCAGCGGAUCGCGCAUCGGUGUUCCCCGGAGUUUUUGAAGGUUUCGACGAACUCAUCGAGGAGGGCCCCGCACACAACCCCUGGCGCAACUGUCGCUUUCGUGUGCUGGUUGGAACGCAGUGCGCAUCGCUCUACUGUGUCACAUUCUGGGGCUACAGUGUAUUUCCCAUGCUGAUCAGCGAGCAGGGCCCAUCUUUGGAGCUUAUCAGUUUUCUGUAUUCUUUGGAAGGAGCCGCUCAGGUACUUUGCACGGUCUUGAUCAUGCCCUUCCUGGACACGCGGAUGUUUCUGAAAUAUUUUUCAACGGCCUUCCUUUUGCUCCUGAGCGCUCCAAUCACCGUUUGCUUACUUGGGAAGAUCCAUUGGUUCUUCUACUUGCUCUGUUUGCUCAUGGUGGACGUCCUGCUGUGCGUUUGCAAUGCGCUUCUCAGUGUGGUGGUGUUGCGUAGCCUUCCCUGGGAUCAGAUCAUGACCUUCUACAACAUCGCCUGCACGUUGGGUGGAGUCUUGUCCGGGACCUCCUUCGUGCAAAUGCCACUGAAGGCGAUGGUCGGAAGCUGGGAAUUGGCGUCUGUGAUUGGUCAUGGCAUCCCUUUCCUUUUGCUGCUCCUGCUUUAUGUCACGCACAUCCAAACGAUGCGCGAAUUGUGGGAUCUUCUGCGGGAACCCGUGCGGCGGACCGAGUUGGGCGAUUGGGACCCAGAGGACUUAGAGGACGAUGAACUGGAAGAGAACCUGGAAGAAGGUCCAGAAAGACGUCCUUCCGUAAGUGAAGAAGGUGAAGGUCAAGACGGUUGGCGAGAGCCUCCUUCACUACUCACAGCUGACAAUGCUGACAAAGCCAAGGGAGAUGCGCUGGAGUGAAAGUGAACACGUCGGACAUCUCUCAGUAUCUCAGUGCUGGUGCUUACCGAGCUACCGAGCUACCGAGCGCGAGUUUGUACAGGUAACAUCUACAUAAAACCAAAUGACUGCGUGCAAUGUGCAGCAGUUCUGCUCAAAAUUGUACAGAUGCAGCAAGAAUUAGGCCAGCUUGGCAGAUUUGGGAAGCGCAUAUUUG